Misgurnus anguillicaudatus (oriental weatherfish) is the source of this 2969-nucleotide messenger RNA. RefSeq names its product gamma-glutamyltransferase 1a (gene ggt1a). The record is from RefSeq and is a predicted model, not a curated record. Gene Ontology annotation, molecular function: glutathione gamma-glutamate hydrolase. Gene Ontology annotation, biological process: regulation of inflammatory response; glutathione catabolic process; regulation of immune system process. Lineage: Eukaryota; Metazoa; Chordata; Actinopteri; Cypriniformes; Cobitidae. Gene Ontology annotation, cellular component: plasma membrane.
UAUAUAACCUCUGCAGUUAAAUUAUAAUGCACACAGCUUAUAUCUGUUCUAGGUAAACAUCCUAUAUAGCCUUGGUACAUACAAUACAAAAAGAGGAUUUUAGUUUUUGGACCAGGGUAAUAGCUUCGUCUCUAAGGAAAAUGGUCAAGAAGUCGGUUGUUGCUGGAUUGGUGGUCUUGCUCGUGGUUGCCGUGGGAUUUUUCCUGGGAGUAUUUUUGGGGUUCAGGAAUAAACGACUUAUCAGUUCCUCCAAUCAUUUCUACACUAAAGCAGCCGUGGCGGCAGACGCCGGGAAGUGUUCGGAGAUUGGAAGGGAUAUUUUGAAGAGGAAUGGAUCAGCUGUCGACGCCUCUAUUGCUGCUCUGUUGUGUGUCGGGCUGUUCAAUGCGCAUAGCAUGGGUAUCGGAGGAGGGCUGUUCUUCACCAUAUAUAAUGCAUCAACAGGAAAAGUGGAAACGAUUGAUGCCAGAGAAACUGCUCCAAUGAAUGCUACAGAAAACAUGUUUGGUAAUAAUACCCAGCUGUCAAGGAAAGGAGGGUUGUCCAUAGCCAUACCAGGAGAAAUCCGCGGUUAUGAGAUGGCACACAAAAGACAUGGAAAGCUGCCAUGGAGGGAACUGUUUCAGCCCAGUAUAGAGUUGGCACGCAAUGGUUUUCCAGUUGGCGGGGCCUUGGCCAAAGCCAUUGCAAAGAACAAGGAAUCAAUUCUGAAUGAUGUUUCAUUUUGUGAAGUUUUUUGUGACAGAAACAAAAACCUUCUGAAGGAAAAUGAUAUUAUUCGUUUUUCCACACUGGCUGACACCUAUGAGAAGAUAGCAGAAGAAGGGCCGGAUGUGUUUUACAACGGGUCAAUGGCCCAGAAUAUAGUAGAGGAUAUCCAGGCCGCAGGUGGGAUCAUAACACUGGAGGACCUCAGGGAAUAUAAGCCAGUGUUAAACGAGAGCCCGUUAAAAUUAAAGGUGGGCGAGUACACCAUCCAUGUUCCUGACGCUCCAUCCAGUGGACCUGUACUCGGACUGAUUCUCAAUAUAGUGGAUGGCUACAACUUCUCUGACAGCAGUGUUUCCACAUCAGAGAAGAAAACUUUGACGUACCAUCGUAUCGUAGAGGCGUUUCGCUUCGCAUACGCCAAGAGAAGUAGACUUGGAGACCCACGUUACCUCAACAUCACUGACCUCAUCCAAAACAUGACCUCCGACUACUUUGCAGACAACAUCAGGAGUAAGAUCUCAGAUGACACCACUCAUCAAGACAGCUACUAUGAUCCGGAGUACUUUGUACCUGAUGACCAUGGCACGGCUCAUCUGUCAGUCAUCGCGGAGGACGGGAGCGCAGUGGCGGCCACCAGCACCAUUAACCUGUAUUUUGGCUCUAAGGUGAUGUCACACUCAACCGGCAUUAUCUUUAAUGAUGAGAUGGACGACUUCAGUUCACCUUAUAUUACCAAUGGCUUCGGGGUUCCUCCUUCACCCAACAACUUCAUUCAGCCAGGUAAAAGACCCCUUUCCUCAAUGUGUCCCACUAUAAUAUUUGACAAAAACAACAGAGUCAAAAUGGUGGUUGGGGCUUCAGGUGGGACAAAAAUCACGACAGCCACAGCACUGGUGAUUCUAAACUCGCUCUUCUUUAACUAUGAUCUGAAGAAAGCCAUCACAGAGCCCAGAGUUCACAAUCAACUUAACCCCAACAUGACCGUGGUGGAGCAGAACUUUGAGCAGAGCAUUCUUGACGGUUUGGUUCAAAAGAAUCACAUUACACAACUGGAGAUGACCCCAGGAGCAGUAGUCCAGGCAGUCGUGCGUCAAGGGGACAAAAUCUGUGCUGAAUGUGACCCCAGAAAAGGUGGCUAUCCUGCAGGAUACUGAACACAAUGCAUCUUGUUAUUUGUGGACUUUUAGUGACUCAGUGAAGAGCCAGGAUCAUCCAAUGUAUAUUUAAGGAAAAUACAACAUUAAAGGGACAGUUCACCAAAAAUUAAGAAUCACUUCUUCCCCCAUCCUAUUACAAACUGUGCGCACAAAAAAAAUUAUACAAGAAAAUGUUUUAGAUAUUAUAAGAAUGGCCACGCAAUGAAAGUGAAUGGGGUCCAAAACUUCUAUACACCAAAAAUGACAAAAUAGUAGUAUAAAAAUAAUCAACAACAAUUUUGUAUAAUAAAUAGGACUGAAUUUGUUUCAAUAUCAACGUUUAACUUUAAAGGUGCAGUGUGUAAUUUUUUAAAGGAUCUCUUGAAAGAAAUGCAAAAUAAUAUACAAAACUAUAUUUUCAGGGGUGUAUAAAGACCUUUUUAUAAUGAACCGUUAUGUGUUUAUUGUUUUAGAAUGAGACGUUUUUAUCUACAUACACAGAGAGUCCCCUUACAUGGAAGCUGCCAUUUUGUGCCGCCAUGUUUCUACAGAAGCCCAUAAUGGACAAACAUUUUUACUAAGCUCGGUGGCGGCUACCAUAGUUUCUCUAUGCGUUUCAAAAGCGAGGGGUAGCAGUGGACUGAGCCGUUGGUUGCAAUUCGCAACCUCACCACUAGAUACCGCUAAGUUUUUCACACUGCGCCUUUAAAGUAAAAAGUGUUGAGAUCAAAAAGGGUGACACACUGAUCAACAACAAACCUCAUUGGUUGUUGCUUGUUUGAGUCAAGUUUGGAUACGCAUAAAGGAGAGCUAAUGAUAAAACAAAUUUCAAUUUUGGGGGUGAACUAUUUAUUUAAUGCUGCAAUUUAAACUUUUGCCUCUCUGUUUGAAACAUAAAAUUGCAAUUUACUUGCAGAAUCAUUUCUUCAUUGUGGGUUGAAAAUUACAGUAAAGUCAAACUGUUAUAAAUCAUUAUUAUAAGCUGAAUUGUGUAAGGAGUCAUGAGCAUGCUUGCUCAAUAACAAAUUUUUGUUUAUUUAUAACAAAACGUUAUUGAUUACAGCUUUAAAGAAAAACGCCACCGUUCCUUAAAUAUUUUACUAUGUUCUUACCUCAACUUAA